Messenger RNA from Hydractinia symbiolongicarpus, 2681 nucleotides. RefSeq names its product rab-like protein 6. The transcript has 18 exons. Gene Ontology annotation, cellular component: nucleus; cytosol. The record is from RefSeq and is a predicted model, not a curated record. NCBI's taxonomy places the organism in Eukaryota, Metazoa, Cnidaria, Hydrozoa, Anthoathecata, Hydractiniidae. The coding region runs from base 41 to 2317 and encodes 758 amino acids. Gene Ontology annotation, molecular function: GTP binding.
UCAUUAUGCAUGUUAGCUACAAUUACAAAAAGCAAAAACCAUGAUAUCAGCUUGGAGAAAGCUUACAAAAAAGCAAGAUGAAAAGCAUGUUUUUCCAGUUGGUAUUGCUCCUGUUGAGCAGUCAAUGCAGAAAAAAUAUGCUAAAGGUGUUCAGUAUAACAUGAAGGUAAUUAUAAAAGGGGAUCGUAACACUGGUAAAUCAACCCUGUUGCAUCGUUUAACUGGUGGGAAAUUUAAGGAGGAGUAUCUACCAACACAUGAAAUACAGGUGGCAAAUGUGAACUGGAAUUACAGAGGUGCAGAUGAUAUAGUCAAAGUUGAAGUUUGGGAUAUUGUUGAUAAAAGUUCGCGAAAACGAACUCAGAGUGACUCACUUAAAAUAACGAAUGAUGAAGUUCAGGAGUCACCAACUGAUGGAAUGGCGUUGGAUGCAGAGCUUAUAAAUGUUUACAAAGGAACGCAUGGUGUCAUAUUGACCAUGGAUAUAUCAAAAAAUUGGACAUGGCUGUAUGUCCAACGCGAACUAGAAAAGAUACCAUACCAUAUACCUGUUCUUGUGAUGGCUAACUUUCGUGACAUGGGUGAUCAUAGAGUUGUUCCCACUGAUGAAAUAGUCGCUCACCUCGAGCAUCUUGAUCGGCCGAGUGGCUCAGCUGAGGUGUAUUUUACGGAGGCAUCAAUGAAACAUGGAUUUGGACUGCAGUUUAUUUACAGGUUUCUGAACAUGCCAUUUCUUAUAUUACAGAGGGAAACUUUACUACGACAACUAGAAGCUAAUACUUUGGAAAUCGAGGACACAAGAGAAAGUCUUAGCAUUGAUACUACGUCUAGUGAUCAGGAUUACGGAUUAUUUAAAGAUAUGAUGACGGAAACUCUAAAUCCAACUAUAUUAGAAAGUAAUUCAACCAAUCCAUCUCCUUCUGAACAAAGAAAAGAAGAACCUGCUCGAACCAGUACUGACGACACGGAAACACCAACACCAAAACCAACUCCAACGCAAUCGAAGAGUGACUCCACCCCGAAACAAUUGCCAGUAGCAACUGUCCCGCCAACAGUUCAUGUAACUGAAACACCAAAACCAAGUAUAUUUCAAGCAUACAAGGCGAAAUUGUUUGGCGGAGGUGAUGCGACACCUAAAAAAGAAGAAGUUAAAAUACCAAAAGAAAACUCAGAUGAUGCGCCUCCUAUAGAUGAUUUUAAUCCGGGUGAACUUGAUGAUGAUUUUCUUGCUGGUGGUGGCAGUGGCGUUUCAAGUCAAAACCGUCGAAUGAAAACGAUGUCAGAAAGUGAUGACGACGACGGCGGAAAUCCGAUGGUAGCUGGGUUUGAGGAUUUGGAAUCCGAUAACGAACCCGUAUUCGAACAGCAAUUCUCAAUAGAAGCAGACUUUGAUGACCUGAGCGAUGACGAGCGUACGAAACUGGAAGAAAGUGAAGUGUCAAUUAUUGCGCAAAUUAAAUCGAGUAAAGCAAAAAAUAAAAAACAAGAUACAGACUCACCCAUAGAUGAUAUUAUUCACGACACGCAAUCGUUAGCUGUUAGCGAAAAAAAGGAGUACGAUGAUAUCGAAGAAGACGGAGAGCAUGGAGGAGAGCAACGCGUAGAAGAAGCGAAAAGUGUUGUGGACACAAAUAUAUCUCUAGUUGAGCAAAAACAAGAUAACUCGAACACGGUUGCUUAUAUAACUAAUGACACCAGCCUUAAUACUGAUAAUAAAACGUCAAAGAAGAAGCGUGUUGAAAUAAAAAUAGAAAAUGUUUCACGUGUUCACCAGGAUAGCAAUAAGCAGGAGGGGGAGGAUGAGGAGGAGGAUGAGGUUUAUGUUAUUGCAGAUGAUGUUGACGUGGAAAAUGAAUGGAUGAAAAAUAAUGACGAAAGUGAUAACGAAAGUGACGUCGAGGUUAAAACAACGGAAAAGAAAGCAGCUGAACCGUCUGUUAACUCAACAGAAGCAGUGACGGAAAGUGUUACAGAUACUUCUUUGCAAUUUAAUGUAGACGAACUGGAAAUGUUUAUGACUAACCAGUUGCAGAGAAAUGUUGAGCCUGAGGUUGCUCCCUCUGAAGAAUCACCAAAAGUAAAAAAGAAGAAGAAAAAAAAGACCGCUACGAGUGAUGAAACAACAGAGACACCACCAAGUGAAAAGAAAAAGAAAAAGAAAAAGAAGGUUACAGAAGGAACUGAGAAUGAAACACCGGUGUCAACAAAAACUAAAAAAGUAAAAAGUUCAGAUACUUCUACGACUGAAAAGAAGAAGAAAAAAACUAAAAAAGCUCCACCGAAGUCAGAGUUAGACUCAUUCUUUGAUGAAAUGUGAUUUUUGAGUCAAAGUGGAGCCUUGUGACGAAAUCGUUGACACGUAAGCGUGUUCUUAUCUUUACACGUUAGUAACGAGAAAGUUAAGAUUGCAAGACGCGAAAAUAGCAAAUUGGCUGGACCUGGAGGCUAUGCGCUGGACGUUGAGGGAAGUUGAUAAUAAUUCAAAGAAGAAGAAAUAAGUUUAUUAGACAUGUUAUGAAUCCCUUCAAAAUACACGAGAUCUUGUGGCAGCUACUGCAUAUAUGGUCAACAUGAUUGUUCGAAGACGCUUAUUUUUCUUUUGUAUAUUAAAAAAAUGGAUUUAUUUUUACUCAUCAUAGUUAAAUAUGUAUUUUUAUCCGUACUUAUUAUCCAUACUUGUA